Molecule: messenger RNA, 2220 nt
Organism: Aspergillus candidus
Lineage: Eukaryota; Fungi; Ascomycota; Eurotiomycetes; Eurotiales; Aspergillaceae
Product: type I HSP40 co-chaperone YDJ1
Exons: 5
Coding region: 582-1829 (415 amino acids)
Biological process (GO): response to heat; protein refolding
Cellular component (GO): nucleus; cytoplasm; cytosol
Molecular function (GO): Hsp70 protein binding; ATP binding
Source: RefSeq, a predicted model, not a curated record
CAGGCUUGCUGCAUUAGAAGCUUGCUGAUUCCUUUUUAUCCAGCGAUGAACCUGAUCUAGAUUCUUUGUAGAGUUUCUGGUCUUCUAUCUCUCCUGCUUAUAUAUUUGCCGCUUCGAUCCCUUCCAAGGGGUGCUCACUGGAAACCUUGGUCGGAGUUUUGCCUCCUGGAUAUCUCUCCGGUCUUGACUACGUGGAUCUAGAAAGCUUUGGAUGCGGGUGCCACAGUGGUAACCAGAAUACCGUAUUGCAUACAGAAUCCCCUCGAUACGCUCGAAUUAAUUACCAAUUUUUGCCUAAGGCGUUCACUUCCUUCUUCCUUUCUCAUCAACUGUCCCCGCCUUGACCCUCCACAUCCUGAGGAUCCCCCCCUCUCUCCCCUCUCAAUCUCUUUCGUUCAUUCGAUUCAAACCCCUGUUGGUUUUAAGAAUCUUAUCAACCGUCUCCUUUCCGGUUGAGAAUUCACCUCGGGUUGAGUGCUUUUGAAAAGUUUCUUCCGGUUUCAAGAAAAAGGAAACCCAAUCGAUUCUUUCACCUUUUUACCUAUCGCUUGCUCUCUUUGUUCAUUUAAUAUCUCGUCACAAUGGUCAAGGAUCAAAAGUUUUACGACGCCCUCGGGGUUUCCCCCGAUGCCACUGAGGCCCAGCUCAAGACCGCCUACAAGAAGGGUGCUCUCAAGUAUCAUCCCGACAAGAACAAGAACAACGACGAUGCGGCCGAGAAAUUCAAGGAGAUGUCCCACGCCUAUGAGAUCCUUUCGGAUCCCGAGAAGCGUUCUAUUUACGACCAAUACGGUGAAGAGGGCCUCGAAGGUGGUGGCAUGGGUGGUGGUAUGGGUGCGGAGGACCUGUUCGCCCAGUUCUUCGGCGGCGGCGGUGGCGCCUUCGGAGGCAUGUUCGGCGGCGGCGGUGCGCGCGAACAGGGCCCCAAGAAGGCGCGGACGAUCCACCACGUUCACAAGGUCAACCUGGAGGAUAUCUACCGUGGCAAGGUCUCGAAGCUGGCUCUGCAGAAGUCGGUCAUCUGCCCCGGCUGUGAUGGCCGUGGUGGCAAGGAAGGCGCCGUCAAGUCGUGUACCGGUUGCAGUGGCUCCGGUAUGAAGACCAUGAUGCGCCAGAUGGGCCCCAUGAUCCAGCGCUUCCAGACCGUGUGCCCCGACUGCAACGGUGAGGGUGAGAUUGUCCGCGACAAGGACCGCUGCAAGCGCUGCAACGGCAAGAAGACCGUUGUGGAGCGCAAGGUCCUCCACGUCCACGUCGAUAAGGGUGUCAGGAACGGCCACAAGAUCGACUUCCGCGGCGAGGGUGACCAGAUGCCUGGUGGUUUGCCUGGAGAUGUGGUGUUUGAGAUUGAGCAGAAGCCUCACCCUCGAUUCCAGCGCAAGGGCGAUGACCUGUUCUACCAUGUCGACGUCGAUCUUCUCACGGCCCUUGGCGGCGGUAGCUUCAGCGUCGAGCACCUGGAUGACCGGUGGAUCACCGUGAACAUCGCCCCUGGCGAGGUCAUCACUCCUGGCGCCAUCAAGGUGAUCAAGGGACAGGGUAUGCCUUCGUUCCGCCACCACGACUAUGGCAACCUCUAUGUCCAGUUCGACGUCAAGUUCCCCCAGAAGGAUCAGCUUCAGAACCUCAACCUGCUGGAACAGGUCCUGCCUCCUCGUUUGGAGCAGACUAAGGCCCCCGCCGAUGCCAUGGUGGAGGACUUUGAGCUGGAAGACGUUGAUGGCAGCGAGGGCUCGCAACAACGGGCCCAGAACGCCGCUCACGCGAUGGAUGAGGAUGACGAGGAUGUUCCUCCGGGCGCCGAGAGAGUGCAGUGCGCUUCGCAGUAAACGGGGAGAUCUAGGUUUGGGGGAGCUGGAGCAUGAUAAAAUUCGCUUAUGAUACCAUGUGGUGGUUUCGGCCGGUAACCCUUUACCGGGGAUUGCUUUUCUUUGACAUGAUGACUUUUAUUUUUGCUUUUCAAGUGCUUUGCGAUGGCGUUUACCCGAAGACCUGGAAGGUGACAAUGGAGAUUUCUUCGUUAUUGCACUUGCUCAUUGCCAUGAGGGACCUUCGCUGAUGACGCGAUGGAUGAGACCAUGUGGAACGAAUUAAUCGAUUUUGCUACAUACUUUCCGUCACGACCUAGGCCGAGUCGGGUGGGUUAGGUUAUGGUGGCACGUCGGGAUUGAGUGUGUUUUUACCUCUAUAGACUACAACAUUUGGGUAUUCAAUCCUUCA